Molecule: messenger RNA, 6119 nt
Organism: Dromaius novaehollandiae (emu)
Lineage: Eukaryota; Metazoa; Chordata; Aves; Casuariiformes; Dromaiidae
Gene: UPF1
Product: UPF1 RNA helicase and ATPase
Exons: 24
Coding region: 367-3729 (1120 amino acids)
Biological process (GO): nuclear-transcribed mRNA catabolic process, nonsense-mediated decay
Cellular component (GO): cytoplasm
Molecular function (GO): zinc ion binding; RNA binding; DNA binding
Source: RefSeq, a predicted model, not a curated record
CGUCACCCCUCCCACGCGUACGGGGCGUGCUGGCGUCGUCGUCCCUCCGUGCGCUGCGCGUCACCGCUCCUGGCCUGGCGCGCGGCGGCGGCCGGACGGUUCCGCUCCCAGCGCCUCGGGGCUCGGUUCCGUGGCGGGUCCGCCCGCCCCCUCGGCCGCGUCCCUCCCGCCCGCCCCCCCUCCGCCGUUGGCUCGGCCGCCCGAGCGGGGCGGCGGCGGGUUCGUUGGUGGCCGGCUCGCGGCCUGGUGCGCGCGGCGGAUCCUGCCGCUCGCGUAGCGCGGCGCCCGGGCUCCCUGAGGUGAGGCCCGGCCGGCUCGGGCUCGGGUGGGGGCGGGGAAGCGCCGCUGCUCGACGCCGCCGCCGCCAUGAGCGUGGAGGCGUACGGCCCCAGCUCGCAGACCCUCACCUUCCUGGACACCGAGGAGGCCGAGCUGCUCGGCGCCGACACACAGGGCUCCGAGUUCGAGUUCACCGACUUCACCCUCCCCAGCCAGACCCAAACCCCGCCCGGGCCCGGGCAGGCGGGGCCGGGGCAGGGCCAAGGGCCCCCCGGAGCGGGGCAGGGGCCGCCGGGACCCAUCGAAGCACAGGUUAAUGGACCUGAUGGCAUUCUACAGAAUGGAGCUGUGGAUGAUAAUGUAGCUAAAACCAGUCAGCUUCUGGCAGAGCUGAAUUUUGAAGAAGAUGAGGAAGAUACCUAUUAUACAAAGGACCUUCCUGUGCAUGCUUGCAGCUACUGUGGUAUCCAUGACCCAGCUUGUGUGGUUUACUGCAACACCAGCAAAAAAUGGUUCUGUAAUGGGCGUGGAAAUACAUCUGGCAGCCACAUUGUUAAUCAUCUGGUGAGAGCAAAGUGCAAAGAGGUUACUCUCCACAAAGAUGGGCCUCUGGGAGAGACUGUCUUGGAAUGUUAUAACUGUGGAUGUCGUAAUGUGUUUCUCCUGGGCUUUAUUCCAGCGAAGGCAGACUCUGUGGUUGUUUUGCUGUGCAGGCAACCAUGUGCCAGUCAGAGCAGUUUAAAGGAUAUUAACUGGGACAGUUCACAGUGGCAGCCUCUUAUCCAAGACCGCUGUUUCCUUUCAUGGCUGGUAAAGAUUCCAUCUGAACAGGAACAGCUGAGAGCACGUCAGAUUACAGCUCAACAGAUUAACAAACUGGAAGAACUUUGGAAGGAAAAUCCAUCUGCAACCCUUGAGGAUUUAGAAAAGCCUGGUGUUGAUGAAGAACCGCAGCAUGUCCUACUUAGAUAUGAAGAUGCCUAUCAGUACCAAAAUAUAUUUGGUCCUCUAGUCAAGCUUGAGGCAGACUAUGACAAGAAACUCAAGGAGUCUCAGACCCAAGAUAACAUCACAGUCAGAUGGGACUUGGGCUUGAACAAGAAAAGAAUUGCUUAUUUCACUUUGCCGAAGACUGAUUCAGAUAUGCGUCUUAUGCAAGGAGAUGAGAUCUGCUUGAGAUAUAAGGGAGACCUGGCCCCUUUAUGGAAGGGAAUCGGUCACGUUAUCAAAGUUCCUGAUAGUUCUACAGAUUAUGGUGAUGAGAUAGCCAUCGAGCUAAGAAGCAGCGUUGGAGCACCUGUGGAAGUUACUCAUAACUUCCAAGUGGAUUUUGUAUGGAAGUCUACUUCAUUUGACAGAAUGCAGAGUGCUUUAAAAACGUUUGCUGUGGAUGAGACUUCAGUGUCUGGGUACAUCUAUCACAAGCUGUUAGGCCAUGAGGUAGAAGAUGUAAUUAUUAAAUGCCAGUUGCCAAAGCGCUUUACAGCACAAGGACUUCCCGAUCUCAACCAUUCUCAGGUUUAUGCUGUGAAGACUGUCUUGCAGCGUCCUCUGAGUCUUAUUCAGGGUCCCCCUGGUACAGGAAAAACAGUGACGUCGGCCACAAUUGUCUAUCAUCUGGCUAGACAGGGCAAUGGGCCUGUGUUAGUCUGUGCUCCAAGUAACAUAGCUGUAGAUCAGUUGACUGAGAAGAUUCAUCAAACUGGACUGAAAGUGGUUCGUCUGUGUGCUAAAAGUCGUGAGGCAAUUGACUCUCCUGUAUCCUUCCUGGCAUUGCACAACCAGAUCAGAAACAUGGAUAGCAUGCCAGAGCUUCAGAAACUGCAGCAGCUUAAAGAUGAAACUGGAGAACUGUCAUCUGCUGAUGAGAAACGUUACCGUGCACUGAAACGAACAGCUGAGCGUGAAUUACUUAUGAAUGCAGAUGUGAUCUGUUGUACAUGUGUGGGAGCUGGUGAUCCAAGACUUGCAAAAAUGCAGUUCCGCUCCAUUCUGAUUGAUGAAAGCACACAGGCUACUGAGCCGGAGUGUAUGGUGCCAGUUGUCCUGGGAGCAAAACAGCUCAUUCUUGUAGGUGACCACUGUCAGCUUGGUCCUGUUGUGAUGUGUAAAAAAGCUGCAAAGGCUGGCCUGUCUCAGUCCCUCUUUGAGAGGCUUGUGGUGCUGGGGAUCCGUCCGAUUCGCCUUCAAGUGCAGUAUCGCAUGCAUCCUGCACUGAGUGCUUUUCCAUCCAAUAUCUUCUAUGAGGGUUCACUCCAGAACGGUGUUACUGCAGCGGACCGUGUGAAAAAAGGAUUUGAUUUCCAAUGGCCACAGCCAGAUAAGCCAAUGUUUUUCUACGUUACGCAAGGACAGGAAGAAAUUGCCAGUUCAGGCACCUCUUACUUGAACAGGACGGAAGCAGCCAACGUGGAGAAGAUAACUACAAAGUUAUUGAAAGCUGGUGCCAAACCAGAUCAGAUUGGCAUUAUCACUCCUUAUGAGGGUCAACGAUCCUAUCUGGUGCAGUACAUGCAAUUCAGUGGUUCCUUGCAUACGAAACUCUACCAGGAAGUGGAAAUUGCGAGUGUGGAUGCCUUCCAGGGACGAGAGAAGGACUUUAUUAUCCUUUCUUGUGUAAGGGCCAACGAACACCAAGGAAUAGGAUUUCUGAAUGACCCCAGGCGUCUUAAUGUGGCUCUUACAAGAGCAAGGUAUGGAGUAAUUAUUGUUGGGAACCCAAAAGCACUGUCUAAGCAGCCACUUUGGAAUCACCUGCUGAACUAUUACAAGGAGCAGAAGGUUCUAGUGGAGGGACCACUGAAUAACCUCCGGGAAAGCCUUAUGCAAUUCAGCAAGCCCCGGAAACUUGUCAAUACCAUCAAUCCAGGUGCCCGUUUUAUGACAACCGCCAUGUAUGAUGCACGUGAGGCUAUUAUUCCAGGAUCUGUCUAUGACCGGAGCAGUCAAGGGCGCCCGUCCAACAUGUACUUCCAAACCCAUGACCAGAUCGGGAUGAUUAGCGCUGGCCCCAGCCACGUCACUGCUAUGAACAUUCCUAUCCCUUUCAACCUUGUGAUGCCACCGAUGCCCCCGCCGGGAUACUUUGGCCAGGCUAACGGACCGGCUGCAGGACGUGGGGCACCAAAAGGAAAGACUGGUCGUGGUGGGCGUCAGAAAAAUCGUUUUGCGAUUCCUGGAACUAGUCAGUCAAACCUUCCAAAUAGUCAAGCAAGCCAAGAUGUGGUGUCCCAGCCUUUCUCCCAGGGUCCACUGACUCAAGGGUAUAUCUCCAUGAGUCAGCCAUCACAGAUGAGUCAGCCUGGGCUCUCCCAACCAGAAUUAUCACAGGACAGUUACCUUGGUGAUGAGUUUAAAUCUCAGAUCGAUGUGGCGCUGUCACAGGACUCUACUUACCAGGGUGAACGUGCAUAUCAACAUGGCGGAGUGACGGGACUGUCACAGUAUUAGAGUGUUGAGGAAGAAGAGCUAAGCUUGUGUGGAGCUUAGUUCAUCAGCAUUUUAUUCUGGGUAAUAAAAAAAAUAAAAUAAAAUGGAUACCUGUUUUCCACUGCUAAAACUGAAGCACCACUGUGUGAGAGCAACAGGAGAAAGAAACCAACCAACGGAGAGGAGAGAGAGAAAGGAGCGCGCGCGAGAGAGCCCACUGCUAGCUCACUGAGACAAGGAGACUGACCGGAGAGGAGAGAGAGCACCGAAGGACUGGCUGGCGCCUCACUGGGCAGGCAACUCACCCUGAAAUGAGUGGUCAGCUGAGUCCCUGCUCCCCCAGUCAAACAAGCUCGAGAGAAGGGCCUUAAGCAGGUUUCACUUCAUUCCAUACUUCUCUUUGCGAGCAGGGCAUUACUUUUCAGAGCAGACGGGGAGAGGAAAACCCUCAUCUCAGAGUUGUUCUCGUUUUAAAGGGGUACUAUAUUUUAGCAGUAACUGUUUACAUUUUAGAAACAGAGUAUCUGAGAGAGAGUUCCUGACUAAGUGACAGCAAGCCAAGCAGAAAUCCAGCAGGUCAUAGCUGAUGCUCAACUCUGAGAUGCAGGUUUUGUUGUCCAGCACUGGCUCUGAAAUCCUAGUGUCAUCGUGUCGCCCACAUUCUGAAUGGGUCUUUGUGACAAGGUGGUUUUAAAGAGAUUCUUUCAAAGGAGCACUGAAUUUUUAGAAGUUUGUCUCUGAAUUCUUAGUGGUGGACCUGGGAGAUCCUUGUUCUGAGAAGCUUAAAAAAAGUUUAAAACAAAACUAAAUUAGAGCACCAACCUUGAGAACUUUCAGUGUGAUUUAAAGUUGCAGCAAUCAGCCUCUUCUUCCUACAUUGGAUAGCAGUUAGAGUGAAAGGAGCCUGCGCGCUCGAGCAGGAGGAGGGUUUCAAAGUGUUUUCUGUAUGCUUUAAUUGGCUACUGUCUGGACUCUACUCUGUGAAAAACAAGCCUUUCUGUAAGAUGAACUGUGCGCUUAAAAGGGGAUGGGUUCCUGUGCCCUUCGGCCCUGGAGGAAAAGAUGCUAAUAGGCCUGCUUUAUUCACUCCCACAGAUCUGGGGAAGAAGUAGUGGAAACUGGGGAUUAUAUUGGUUUUGAAGUAAAGACUCUACAAUGUUAUUGAAGCAGGUUGGAAAAAUGGAAAAAGCAGGCAGUUGUUGGAAGGUGGCCUCUGAUAGAUGGGUAUAAUUAGAGAUAAUGGGUUAGGCUUUUGUGUGGCUUCUUCAGUGAUUAAUGCAGAUAGCUGAAAGAUUCAGGUGUUUAAAAACGAACCCGGAGCCUAUUUUUCAGGUAGUGGACACGGCUGUGCCAUCAAUGCUGGCUUGAGAAAUAGCUGGAAGUCAAAACUGAAAACAGCACAUAAAAGAAGCCAUCCAAUUUCUAAGUUGUACCCAUGUCUUAAAUAAGUCAUAUGGGAACACUGGGAGCAUUUUAUUUGUGUCUAAACCUUUUUAGAAACAGCGCAGAGAAUUUAAAUUCCUACAGACCCAUUUUUAUCAGACCCCUAAAUUAGACUAACCUCUACCUCCUAAUUGGCUAAGAUCAGUAGAGUGUGAAUUACUAACCUAGGUGUUUUUAAAGUUUGAAUUAAGUUAGCUUUAUACUCAAAGGGCUCCAAGUGUUUCUAGUCUUUUUUUGGGGGGAACUCAAAAUACCUCUCAUAUGAAUGUACUUAAAAUGAUGUAAACCCCACUUUUUGUAACUGGGGGGGAAAACCCUUUCAUUACUGUCCUUUCUGUGGAUUGUUGACCCGCUUUCAUAACCUGUAUUUGCUGUAGUUUUUCAAGAGUGUCUCUCCCCCAGUACAGAUCCGGUGUAGCAUACCCACGAACCGUGAGUAGUGUGCACAUAAAAUGGAACAGGUGUUCAAAUUUUUUUCAGUCCUGCAGUGAACAUAGUUCAAGAACUGCAAAAUAAACUAAACUUUCCAGAAAUGAAAACCAUUCUUGUUUCAUAAAAAGCCUCCAGAGUUUAGACUUCUAAAAUGUGAAAGAAUGGAGACACAGGCCACCUUCCUUCCUUGUAAGAUGGACUGUUUUAUUUAUUAACAUUGCCGAAGGGCUUUUUAAUUUUUUUUUUUCCUUCUGGUUAGGCUGCGUAGUUGCAUAGUUUUGAGAUAGGUUUAAGCUGUAACCCCUUGUGCAAUGCAAUCCAUUGAGUAAUGUAACCCCCUCCUCUCCCCCCACCCCCUUUAUUUCACUGAUUGGAAUGCUUGCCUCUGCUUUGUGCUGUUUUUUUUCCUUUGUAGCAGUUACUCUGAGUUUUAUAAAUCCAGACAUCAGUGCUAGCACGCUUUUUUGAUUUUGUCUCAGUUUGUUUUAAACCUGUUUGUCAUCAAUAAAAUAUUAAUAAACAGCUCUUGCAUUCAA